GGGCCUCAUGCGCACGCGCACUCCCAGCCCGCCGGCCCCGCCCCUCCGUGACUCUCCGUUUUGCUCACCCCUCUCUCUGCCCGCGGGACACACGCUAGCACCCGUUGCUGCCCGGCACGUCUUCCGCUUCUCCCCACCUCCUAGAGGCAAUGUUCCUAAGGGAUGCGUGCGCAUUGCCUCCUCCUCGCCCCGCCCCUCCGAUGACGGGCGGAUGUGGGUGGGGCCUCGGCCUGCAGGCGGGAGGCGAGCUGGCCCCGCCCCUGCGUCCUCGGGGGCGCGCGCCCCUAAUUCAGCGCCUUCCGGCUCCGGCGGCCACGUCGGGCUCGCGUCUGUCCCUGCUCGUCCGGAGGCCAGGCCUCCCCAGCCCCGCUCCGGCCGCUCCCCGGCUUCCGGGGCCCCUCGUACCAGGCCGCCUCGAGUUCGCUGGGGGUCUCCGGCGUCCGCGGAAGAGGACCCCGCCUGUCCCACCCCCCCGCAACCCUCCCCCAGCCCGGCGGGGAGGCGGGGCGCCGGCUCUGCCUAGCGCGGUUUCUCCCGUCGACCUCUUCUUGGCCGGAGGAGGUUAUCUUCAAAAUCUUCCUAAGACAAUUCAAAUGGAAGCUCUUCAGUUUCCUAGCAUGUUGCUGAUGUUUCACAGGCAUACAACAAUAAGGUCAGUACAAUACCACUGUAGACCUUUAGUUUGGUAGGCAAUCUAAUACCUCUUCUCUCCCAUGUUUUCCUUCAGAGAAUCCCAAACACUGAGCCUAACAAGGUUUUCUGACUCCAGGCCCAACCUUACGUCCACCUUAUUACCUAGUUGCCUCAGAAAAAUCCUUAAUUGCAUUCCAAAAUGUAAGUGUUAGGUUAGUUUGUGUGCCCUGUCAGAGCAUAGGGGCUGGUAAGGGAGGGAUUCUGGGUAAAUGCCUUGUGUUUUGGAAUUCUCCAUUGUUAAUACAUAAAGGUAUUAUCUUGUUGGCCUUUUCGCUUUAUUAUCUUUUGGAAACAACUCUAUUAUGUACUCUAUUACGGGGGCACAAUUCUUUUUGUUUGUUGACAGUAUCAGGGAAGGAUAAAAUUUUUAGUCCUCUAGCUUGUUGGUUUUGUGGUACAGAAAUCCUUUAUUGGAUUUUAAAACCAUGAACUUGUUUUAGAUUUAGCUAACAAAAAACGACAAUGAUACCUGUAAGAGAAGAAUAUUAAUUUGGUUCUUCUUGUCAUUCGACUAGAAUUUCAUUUGAUUCAGUGUCCCAAAGAAAUUUUAUUUUGACUUUAUAUUUUUAUGUAAUUUACUUUAGGAAUGUUAAUAGCAUGAGUAUUUUGCAGAAAAUAAAACAUCUCCCUUCCUAGAUGUACUUUUCCUGUUUUGUAUUAUGAUACUUAAAGAAAUUAUAGCGUUCAUAAUCAUGCCACACAAGGUGGCAGCACAUGACAACUUUAUGACUUUUAAUAUCAAGUUCAAACAUAGCACUGUGGAUUUCACGUGUAAGACGUAAACUGCCUCAGAGAGAUCACUUCUCUCUAAAUAUCCUCAGUAAUACCACACCAGAGUGUUCAUGCUUUGAUGCCAUUCAGCUGUGAGAGGGCUCAGGAUUGUUUGCUCUAUGAGUGCUGAUCAAAUCAUCUAUGCACAGCUUUAUAACAGCUGGCCAUGGUGCUGAUAAAAACAGGGCCUAAUACUUUCACCCUGAAGGCACAACACAGAAAUUUGCAUAUGAAAGGAUAGUGAA
This is a messenger RNA of Phascolarctos cinereus (koala), 1709 nucleotides long. NCBI's taxonomy places the organism in Eukaryota, Metazoa, Chordata, Mammalia, Diprotodontia, Phascolarctidae. The record is from RefSeq and is a predicted model, not a curated record.